UUAGGUAACAAUUUAAGCUAUAAUGUUUUCGUAAGCAAUUUCCAAAACCAGUUACCUGAUAGCACCUAAUCUAAUCCUCCAGGUAUAAAUAAUCAUGCCCUGCGUUCUGCGGUUGACCGUUACACUAUUCUCAUGGAAUAAAUUUCCUUCAUCUGAGGGUUUAACAUGCAAAAAUUGCGAUGACAGCACAGCUGAUUGUCGAAGUGGAAGCAUUAGUAACGAAAAACCAUGUACGUCGUAUGGCCAGUAUGAAAUGUCCUGCGUCUCGUUGGAAAAGCCAAACAAUGUCGUGUUAAGAGGGUGUGCUGUUAAAAAUUCGACAAGGUCGGUAUGUCACAUAUUACAACAACGCGAUGCAACAUACAGAAAUUGCAAGGAAUGUGAUUAUCCUAAUAUGUGUAAUUCACAUAAUCACGGCAGCUAAAAAUAUUCUCCUGAUUGGACUGUUGGGACUAGUGUUGCCAGGUCCGAUUUGUUUUAAAUCGGGGCAGAAGGUUGAACAAAUCGGGAUUUACGGUUUUCAAUCGGGGCAAACAAAAACAAGUAAAAAGGUUUGCGCCCUAAUGGGAGUAACGCGCAUUUUGCGUCAUGUCUUUGUUUUGCACUGCUGGCCUUCACUAAUUCUUUAACUUUACACAAUAAAGUUGAUCCAUGUCAAAGAUUUAUUGAUUUAUCGGGACCUUAAGUGUCCGGAUUAGGUGCAAAUAGGGACGGGUCCCAAGACCCCUGAAAAUCGGGACAUCUGGCAACACUAGUUGUAUGACUAAGAUUCUUACCCUACAUAAUGUAUUUUGAGCUAAUAUCAGCUAAAUAAAACUAUUAACAACAUA
Molecule: messenger RNA, 830 nt
Organism: Photinus pyralis (common eastern firefly)
Lineage: Eukaryota; Metazoa; Arthropoda; Insecta; Coleoptera; Lampyridae
Exons: 4
Coding region: 95-424 (109 amino acids)
Source: RefSeq, a predicted model, not a curated record